GCUGCUGCUGCAGAUCCCCAUCCUGCUGCAGAUCCCCGUCCACAUCCUGCUGCAGAACCCGAUCCUGCUACGUAUCCCAAUCCUGCUGCAGAUCCCCAUCCUGCUGCUGCCGCUGCUGCUGUUGCUGCCGCUGCAGCUCCAUCGCCCCGAGUUUCCCAGCCCGGCCGCAGCCGGGGCAAUGCGGCAGGAGUCCCCGAGGUCACCGCGGCGAGGCUGAGCCUGGACGCCGAGGAAGGAAUAACAAGCCAAACCCGCUGGGGAUUUGCAAUGCAAGCGGCCUUUCCAAGUUUCUUUUCCGCUUUGCUUUCACCCUGCUGUUGGAUUUGAGAUCAUGUCGGUUAAUAUUGUAGCUUUUGGGAAUGAAAGAGAUGGUUUUUCUGAGGACAAUCAGCAGCCCAGCCUGAUCUGGAGCUAUCUCGGGAGAAGUGCUCUCAUUUCCCAGAUCGACGGCAGCUUGUCUGCCAGUCAUGUUGGAAGCCCAGUUUUUACUGAAUAUCAAGCCUGCGUAUUUGGAAAUGUCAGACUGGUGGUGCACGACUGUCCCGUCUGGGAUAUAUUUGACAGUGACUGGUACACUUCCUGCAGGCUCAUUGGAGGAGCUGAUAUUAUUGUGAUUAAAUACUCUGUCAAUGACAAGACUUCAUUUCAAGAACUAAAGGACAGCUAUGUGCCAAUGGUGAAAAAAGCACUAAAUCACUGCUCAGUUCCAGUAAUAAUUUCUGCUAUUGGGGCAAGAAAAAACGGAGUGCCUUGCACCUGUCCCCUGUGCACUUCAGACAGGAGGAGCUGUGUCACAACCUCUGAAGGAGUCCAGCUUGCAAAGGAACUCGGAGCCACUUACCUUGAACUGCACACCCUUAAUGACUUCUACAUCCAGAAAUACUUUGGAGGAGUGCUUGAAUAUUUUAUGAUCCAAAGUUUGAAUCAGAAGUCAUCUGAAAAAAUGAAGAAAAGGAAAAAGACACAGAAGUGCCGUCGAGUCCAACCACCUCAGCUUGAACAGCCAGAAAAGAUGCCGAUCCUAAAGGGCGAAGCCUCGCACUACAACGCAGACCUGCACAACCUGCUCUGCUGCUGCCAGUGUGCAGAUGUGGCCUUCUACCCUGAGGACCUCAGCACGGUGGUGGAGGCUCACAAGAUCAUCCUGUGCUCUGUGAGCCACCUCUUCAUGCUGCUGUUCGGGGUGAAGAGCCCAUGCGACGCGCACGACGCCUCCGUGGCGCAGCUGGCUCAGAGCCUCUUCGCGGUGCAGGCCGGGGAUCCCUUGCCCUCCUCGCCCCGGGGUGUCCCACCCUGUGUCCCACCAGUCAGGGUGGUGGUGAAGGACUCUGUCUUCUGCUCUUGUCUCCCAGACAUCCUCCACUUCAUUUAUUCAGGUGCUUUCCAGUGGGAACGAUUAGAAGAGGACAUAAGAAAGAAGCUGAAGGAUCCAGAUAAAACAGAAUAUGUGCUUGAGAAAGUUAAAUGCAUCCUGAAAACUCCAGGAAAGCUAAACACUGUAAAGGACUGCAAGUCUCACCAGAUAAAACGGCUGUAUAAUACUUCUCUCAGGCUAUUCUUUAACACGCCUGUGCUGGCUGAUGUAAUCUUCAAAAUACAAGGUGCAACUGUUCCAGCCCACAGGGCAGUUCUGGUGGCUCGCUGUGAGGUUAUGGCAGCAAUGUUUAAUGGUAAUUAUCUAGAAGCAAAUAGCAUUCAAGUUCCAGUGUAUGGCGUUUCCAAAGACACUUUCCUGUCCUUCCUAGAGUACCUUUACACUGACUCCUGCUGUCCAGCCAGUAUUCUCCAGGCGAUGUCUCUGCUGAUCUGUGCAGAGAUGUACCAAGUAAUGAGACUCCAGCAUAUUUGUGAACUUUACAUCAUCACGCAGCUCCAGAGCAUGCCUAGCAGGGAACUGGCUUCCACAAGCCUCAGUAUUGUUAGCUUGCUCAAGAAAGCUAAGUUUCACAAUUCUGAUUGCCUUUCAACUUGGCUUCUUCAUUUUAUUGCCACUAACUACCUCAUCUUCAGUCAAAAGCCUGAAUUUGAAGAACUUUCAGUGGAAGAGCGCAAUUUUGUAGAGAUGCACCGAUGGCCUUCAAACUUGUACCUGAAGCAGCUUGCUGAUUACAGGAACUAUAUCCACUCUCAGAAAUGCCACUGCACAGUAAUGUAAAGAGACUGAGUGCAUACAAAGUACAUUUCAACUGCAAAAUUUCAGAUUGGGGAUUAUACCGAACAAAAAAACCAUGUCAAGAGUGAAACCUGAUGCUCACCUCCUCUGGAAAUUACAGACAUUCUUUGUUUUGCUAACAAAUCACUCUAAUUUUUACCUUGAAGCAUUGAGAAAUGUAUGUUGAAGAUUAAUUUUAAGCACAAUGGCUUCAUAUUCAUGGGGAUUAAAUGUAUUACAGGACAGUGCCGUGACUGGCAUCUGCUCCCCUUUCUAAUUUCCUUUUUGUUUAUUUUAUUGUUUUUCAUGGUUAUUUGUGGCUGCUAAACUGAAUCUGACUGGUUUUGUAAAUCUGUGUGUCAUAGAAGCAUAGGAGUACAGUAGCAGUGCAGGGAAGCUGAAAAGCCAGGUCAUAAGUUCUUCAUAUACUUCAGGAUGCAAAACUUUUCUGCAGCAUUUGUUGGUUCACAAUAUAAUGGGUAGGCUUAAGAAGCAUUGUAGUUACUGUUAAUUUAUUACUCCAGAGAAAGCAUGUAGUUCUGUUACAACCCUAUGAAUACAUAUUUUAAUUCCAGAGGAAUGCCUAUGCAUCACGGUUUUCUCUAGUGCCUCCAAAUAUCUAAAGAAUGACAUAAUUUUUCCUGCCAGUAGGUAGGAGAAGAAAACCUGCUUUCACAAUCUGCAGAACACCUUUGUUAGUGUGUCCAUAUUGUAUUUUUCCCCAUGAGGAAUAAAGAGAGGGAAAACUAUGUAUGCUCAGAGCAUAUCUGUAUGGUACUGAUGGACAGGGAAGAAAGGCAGAGGGGUCAACAGCCUUUCUUGGGGUUUGAGCAGAAAAACUCACUACUAGAAGUGGCUUUUUUGGGAAAAGUGUGUCUAGUAAUCACAGUCACCACAAUAAAUGUUAGAUGUGCUGGCCAUGACGGAGGCGACCCUCACAGAUUUGGGAUGUUGGCUUUUGUGGUGGGACUUGGAGCUCAAACCUCCCCAGUAGGGACUCAGUUCAAGUUUAGUUAUCAUCAUGUCCUCGUAAGCUACACCGUGUGAGACAAACCUAGCUGUGGAUCCUUUCUGACACAAGAGAAAAACCCAGAAUAUUAUGACUGGCAUGAUCCUUGCAGAUGCCAUUUAUCAUUUUCUUGACCAAAACAACUUGUCAUGAUGCUGACUUGUAUAUACAUGUGCUAAUGCCAAAAUUAACUGAGCCUUUUCCUGAGCACGGGUGUUUUUCUAGAAGCAAAAUCUAAUCAAGGAACUAAACACCUCAUUAUCAUUCUUGUACUUUCAAUUCUGGCUUUUCAUCUGCCUUUGUAAUGUGGUACGUAGCCUGAGACUGUGGCAUUUCUACCACAUCAAAUGUAUCUCGAAACUACAUCUAUGAGAAGGUGUAAAAACAAAUUACUGGAGCUGAUUUUUUUUUUUUUUUAAGGUA
Messenger RNA from Melozone crissalis (California towhee), 3584 nucleotides. It is a transcript of the gene RHOBTB3, whose product is annotated as Rho related BTB domain containing 3. Lineage: Eukaryota; Metazoa; Chordata; Aves; Passeriformes; Passerellidae. The record is from RefSeq and is a predicted model, not a curated record. Gene Ontology annotation, biological process: regulation of proteolysis; proteasome-mediated ubiquitin-dependent protein catabolic process. Gene Ontology annotation, molecular function: ubiquitin protein ligase binding; GTP binding; GTPase activity. Gene Ontology annotation, cellular component: cytoplasm. The transcript has 12 exons. Bases 332 to 2155 code for a protein of 607 amino acids.